This is a messenger RNA of Paraphaeosphaeria sporulosa, 1509 nucleotides long. RefSeq names its product ubiquitin-like protein. The transcript is spliced from 3 exons. NCBI's taxonomy places the organism in Eukaryota, Fungi, Ascomycota, Dothideomycetes, Pleosporales, Didymosphaeriaceae. The record is from RefSeq and is a predicted model, not a curated record. The coding region runs from base 266 to 1018 and encodes 250 amino acids.
GGAGCCGGCUAGUCACGCCGCUGCUAGGGCUGGCCUGGGCGUCCGCCGCCUGUGCACGACGCUCCUCCCGGCGCUUUCAUCCAACGUCGCCCGUCUCGCUCGCCGCCAGACUAUCCUUCGCCUGCUUGCCCGAUUGCGAGGCAACUGCGCAGAGCCGCCGUCCGCAUUCUUUUGCUGCGUCUCCGUAGCACGCAGCGCCCGCUUGCCCGUCCACCACGCCUUCGCUACUUGGCGGCCCUUUCGUCGUUCGCUCCGGGCCCCGGCCAUGGCCUCUCCCUCCGACGCCCCUUCACCUGCACGCCCGUCCUCACGGCCGGCGAGCGGACACGGUGCACCGUCCACCGACCCUGUAGAGAUGCACACACUCGCCACGUCGGCCCUGGAGCCCGCAACAGCAGCAGAAGCGGCAGACAGCACUGCGCACACGACCGAGGCGGCUCCUGCGCCGUCGCCAGAUGCACCAAUACCCCAUACACAAGAGGCGCUGCCGCAAGAGAGCAUAGAACCCGCGCCUGCACCGAAGCCCGCUCCGCCCGUCGAUCUAAGCCGCAGCGAGACCGAAGCAAUUGGCCCCUCGACCGACACCCCGGCCGCGAAUCCAGACAGCUCCAAUGGCCCUGUCGUUGUCAUCAUGCUCCUGCUUACAACGGGUGCACGGCACCCCUACAAGAUUGACGAGAGAUAUCUCAAGAAGCGCAAUGUCACCGUCGAUGAUAUGGACCCGUACAACAUAAGCGUCUACACGCUCAAAGAGUUGAUAUGGCGCGACUGGCGAGAAGAAUGGGAGCCGCGACCCACCUCGCCCAGCUCGAUACGAUUGAUACACUUUGGCCGCAUGCUAGACGAUAAAUCGCCAUUAAAAGAGUGCCGGUUCCAGACUGAGACUCCCAACGUUGUGCACAUGACCGUCAAGCCGCAGGAGAUUGUUGAUGAGGAGGACGCAAAGACCGGCAAAGGCGGCAAAACAAGAGAUUCAGAUGAGGAGACCCAUGCAGGCUGUCGCUGCGUCAUCCUCUGAGUUUACUCCGGUCCCAUUGUACUGACGCAACGAUCACGACAGGCUGCCUCCUUAAGCCAUUCACAAAACCUUGCAUCCUUCGCUUACCCGACAUCGAGGAGCGUCUAAUCUCGAAUACGAACGACAGUUGACGACGGCCGACACACUAUUGCCAGCACUUUUUCUGGAGAACGUCCUGUUGUUCCAGCUCUCAAGACAGCAUGAUUCCGAUCAUUCUCACCCGCCCGACAUCUGGCGACUACAAGUCACUAAAUACAGCUUAAGCGUAGUUUUUCUUUUGGCACGGAUGUCGCCUCUUGCCCUGUUGUCAUUCAUAUUGUGCAUAGGAUUUUUGGGUAUGGAGGCUUGUUCUUGCUAAAUUCAGCCACGGUAGCGUCUAUUGUAGAGGUGCUUGAUUCUACAUUGCGCGCAUGAGCCGUGAGCUAUUAUUCUUGUACAAGUAGCGUUACACUUGGCAAUAGCCGCUGCUCUGCCCUACCUGAAAUCUGGGG